UGCCUUGAUUGUUUUCGUCACCAUGACGUGAAGGAGGAUGAGUCGUCGACAAAAGAGAGAUGCGUUGUUUCUUUUCGUCCGGCACCAAAGGCUGCUGGUUGACCUCAUAAGGGGGAGGAAGAGGAAGGACGUCUAUGGCACCCCUGCUGCUCAGGCGGUUGGUGAAGAAGGAUGCCCACGGCGCCCUUGCUGCACAGCCACCAGGUGGUGCAAGUCACCUGGCCCCUUGGGGGGUCCGACUAUUUAUCGUGGUAAAUUUCAACCAAAAUGACCGGAUUUCACUGGAUGAUUUUCUGUGUUUUUGUUGGAAGAGGAGAAACCCAUACAAUUUCCCCUACUCUACAGUGUUCCCCAGGCAUUUCACUUCCUCUUUUGCUUUUUCAAUUUAACCUUGACAUCCUCCAACCCAGUUGUGGGAGAAGAUAGUGUAGCGAGUGUGGCUUCCUGGGCCAGGAUAGCUUCAUGGAGGCCUGUCGUCAGGGUUUUUUUCUUUAAUUUGCGAGGCUUCCGAUUCCAGUUUAGUUCCAUAUAAGCUGCUAAAUUUGGCCUACAAUUAAGUAGUUUUGAGUUGAGAUUGUCGUCUAGCCUAUAAUUAACCUCUUCCUCUGCCGUCUUCAUUUCGCUUUCCUGCUUGAGGACUUCUUGAUGUCUGGCCAAAGCAGCAGCAACUCUCUUCUCUUCUGCUUCCAAAUGUAGUGCAUGGGCCAACUCUAAGGAUUCCUUCUUGGUCAUCAAUUCCAUUUUAAGUUCCUUAAUCGUCUUCUUCAGUUCUUUCCACGCACAUGGUGCAUCUUCGGCUAUCUUGAACAGCUUUAUCCUCCUCCGGUUCAUGCUUCACCAUCUACAGCUCAGAAAGGGCAGCUCCAUGUCUGGCUUUUGCAGCAAAUGCUAGAUUCUCUGCAAUCCCUUGCUUGAUUUCUUCAGCCUGCAAUUCAACAGACUUGCAAUCUUCAUUUGCUUGCUCUUCUUAAUCUACAGGUCUACUUGUUUCUCGAUGAGCCCUUUUCGAUGAGCCAUGAUGAGCAAGAUCCAAACACCAUUCAAAUGAAAGAGGCGGUUGCGGACAACCGCCCCAUGCACAUUUUCAGCUUUCCUCUAUACAAAAUGAGGAUGUUUAUUCAAAUUCGAUGAUUAUCAAAAUGCAACGUCCAUCCAGAUGCGAGCAUGGAACUAUAUAUAUUAUAGGGGAUGCAAGCGAAUGGAAAGAAUAUGUCUCUUCUUCUUCUUCCGCUGCCUAUCGAGGGGGAACAUCCAAUGGCUGGAGAACGGCCCUCUUCCCCUUUGGCAGACUGGUUUCCGUUUCCUCAGGAGGAGGCGUUUGGGACAUUCGGUCGCAAUCAGAAGCUUUGUCACAAGGGCUUAUUAGGACGGCAGUCUGCCUACAAGGGUUUCUACUCUCCAAGGCGCGUCGGAGACAACGGCAAGACGCCAUCACCUGGGUACAUAGAAAUGAAAAAAGAAAGACUGGACACCUACUUGAGUGGAAGGCUGCCAAGACUCUCCGCCGGUGGCUGAGUUUUUCAUGGCACGCAGUCCUUUUUUCUUCCCCCUUCUGGACGCACAGAGUGGCGAUGGAGAAAAGCGGAGCCGCUGGCGUCUGCUGCCGGUCGCCGCAUGCCAAACGAAGCCCGGUGGUCUCCGAGGCCAAGCCAAAACGAGAGGGUGGCUCCUUCCACCGGCGGGCCAGCAGAGCUGCUGCCAAGAAUGGCCAGCCGAGGUCGGAAUAGAAGGCGGCCGGAACAAGAAGGAUUUUUUUCUCCAACCUCCGACAGCCGAUGUUUGAUCGGAGGGUUUGGCCCUCUGACAAAGACGGAACAGAAGGGUCGAAAGCGGAAAAUGAGCGCUACCCUCCGUCCCCACGUUCCGCUCUGUCGCCGGCCGGCCCUCCGAGCACCGGGCGAUGCUGUUUAUCUUAUUUUAUUUGCUUUUUUGUUUGUAUUUUUGUUUGCUUGUUGAUUCACAGUUUUCAUAUCCGAAUUAA
This is a messenger RNA of Nymphaea colorata (pocket water lily), 1981 nucleotides long. RefSeq lists its product as uncharacterized. NCBI's taxonomy places the organism in Eukaryota, Viridiplantae, Streptophyta, Magnoliopsida, Nymphaeales, Nymphaeaceae. The transcript has 2 exons. The coding region runs from base 1128 to 1727 and encodes 199 amino acids. The record is from RefSeq and is a predicted model, not a curated record.